AUGGCCAACGACGAGUAUGAUCGUGAACCUACAGUUGUCUUGAUCGGAGACUCUGGUGUCGGAAAGUCCAACCUUCUCAGUCGAUUCACCCGUAACGAGUUCAACCUCGACUCCAAGUCGACCAUCGGCGUCGAGUUCGCCACUAGAUCAAUCCAGGUCGACUCCAAGACGAUCAAGGCCCAGAUCUGGGAUACCGCUGGACAAGAGCGAUACCGCGCCAUUACUUCCGCUUACUAUCGAGGUGCCGUCGGCGCUCUCCUCGUCUACGAUAUCAGCAAGCACCAGACCUACGAGAACGUCACACGAUGGCUCAAGGAGCUGCGAGAUCACGCUGAUGCCAACAUUGUCAUCAUGCUGGUCGGAAACAAGAGCGAUUUGCGACACCUGAGAGCUGUUCCCACCGAGGAGGCCAAGUCUUUUGCUAGCGAGAACCACCUGUCCUUUAUCGAGACGUCCGCCCUCGAUGCCAGCAAUGUCGAACUUGCAUUCCAGAACAUUUUGACUGAAAUUUAUCGCAUUGUUUCCAGCAAGGCCCUCGACAGCGGCGAUAGCGCCCAGGCCACCAUAGGCGCGGGCACCAACAUUUCGCUCAGCAAGCCCGCCGACGACGAUGCUGCAAAGGGUGGAAAGUGCUGUUAA
Molecule: messenger RNA, 639 nt
Organism: Fusarium pseudograminearum CS3096
Lineage: Eukaryota; Fungi; Ascomycota; Sordariomycetes; Hypocreales; Nectriaceae
Exons: 4
Coding region: 1-639 (212 amino acids)
Biological process (GO): exocytosis
Cellular component (GO): recycling endosome
Molecular function (GO): GTPase activity; GTP binding
Source: RefSeq, a predicted model, not a curated record